AUGCGUCUCUCGCUUGCCCUUUCCGUGGUGCCUCUGGCCCUUUCUGUUGCAGCCCUGAAGGUCACAGAGCCUGAGGAAGGCGCUGUUAUCAGCGCCUCAAGCUCUUUGGUUGUGAAGUGGAGUUCUGUUGACACCGAUGCUUCGUCCUUCAACAUCUACCUCGUCAACAAUGCCAUCUACCCUCCCGUGAGCAAGAAGCUUGCGUCCGAUGUCAAGACUUCCUCCGAUUCCUACACCGUCGACAGCCUCGAUGCCACUGCCGGUCACGGUUACCAGAUUGACCUGCAAUCCAGCUCGACCCAGAACACCGGCAUCCUCGCGCAGUCUAACCAGUUCAACGUGACUGCCUCCGCCAGCUCUUCCAGCAGCAGCACUUUCACCUCCACCUCCACCUCCACUUCUACUACUACCAAGGGCUCUACCACCGGUACCAUGACUACCACCACCACCUCUACUGGAACCUCUACUGGAACCUCCACUGGUACCUCCACCGGAACCUCCACCGGAACUUCUGGUAUGAGCACCACUGCCUCUAGCACUGCCCCUAGCGGUACUAGUACUAUCAUUAGCGGAUCUUCUACAAGCAUGGCCGCUAACGGGACCUCCGCAGCUCCUACCGCUUCUACCGGUGCUGGUGUCGCCAACGUUGCCAACCCCGUUUUCGCUGCUGGCCUGUUCGCUGGUGCCAUUGCUUUCGCUCUGUAG
Messenger RNA from Penicillium atrosanguineum, 705 nucleotides. RefSeq names its product GPI anchored serine-threonine rich family protein. The record is from RefSeq and is a predicted model, not a curated record. Bases 1 to 705 code for a protein of 234 amino acids. Lineage: Eukaryota; Fungi; Ascomycota; Eurotiomycetes; Eurotiales; Aspergillaceae. The transcript has 4 exons.